Messenger RNA from Hydractinia symbiolongicarpus, 2581 nucleotides. Its product is annotated as bolA-like protein 3. Lineage: Eukaryota; Metazoa; Cnidaria; Hydrozoa; Anthoathecata; Hydractiniidae. The record is from RefSeq and is a predicted model, not a curated record. Bases 1980 to 2312 code for a protein of 110 amino acids. The transcript has 4 exons.
GCUAGGGUUAAUGUUCACUUUUCACACUGACAUCUUGAUACUGGGUAAUCUAAUAAACUUUUGUGUAGUGUGCAACUUUAAGGAUUUUUAUAGACAAAACACAUCAUCAUCAUCCUGAAAUUAAUCUGCACCUUAUAGGCAUUGUCAGAUUAAACAGCAAGGAAGUGUAGCAUUAGCUAGCUAGAAGAUAUCCUGCACAUACAGUAUACGGCUGAUUAUACAGUAGAGAUCUUAUUUGCCUAAAUUUCAACACUUUUUUGGUUUUUAAUCUUCUCCAUAUAGCUAGAGCAUGUUCUGCUUUAAUAAAAAACAAAAAAAGAGCAAGAAACGACUGUGCAAAAAAGAUAUUCAUUUCCAAACUGAUCCCAGUUAUUAAGCCGUAUAAAUACCAACUUUGCUGUCGUCCACCACAUGGUCUCAGCAUCAUAACAAAUAUAAUGGCUGGUACCAUAUAAUUAGCAGAUUCUCUUUACGAAUGCUCUUAAAAUGACAACAGACAACCCUGGGUUUACUACCAUCGAUAUCAAAGAAAUUUGGGAAUUUAAGCAAAAAUUAUUUCUACUGUAAAUAUAGCCGUAUGAGCAGCUAAUUCUAGCUAUAAAUAUACUAUGUAAGUAUCCUGCAUCUGCUGUCUAUCCUGUUACAGACUAAUUAUCAGUUUUCCCUUAUUGUUAGUCCUAUAGAUAAAUUCGGUUGUUUACAUUUUCGGCUGAAAGCUCUUUUUGCGGAUUUCAAUUCCCCUUGGCGAUGAUUCCAUAAGGGCAAUUUAAUAUUACCAUAGCCCCCGGUUGACCCAAACCAUGUAAGGCGAAAUUGGGGAGAUGACGCACUGUGUGGACUGUUGGAUGUUGCACAGAGUUGUCUGGUAGAGCGCAGAUUCUAAUAAUUGAUCCAUCGCCUAAUGAGAGAAUUAAAUACGCCAGGACUCCGCGUCAAAGCCUUGACCCCUCCUGGAAAUAAUAGAUGGGUAUAUCCCUCGAUACUUUUGAGGCUAGCCAUUUAAAAUAUGGCCAUAUUUUACAUAGCCAUCUCCUCAAUUUCCCUCUCAUGGCUUGGGUUACCCAGAGCCCAUACUGAAUUGCCGUCAAGGACAAGGUCUCCAGCACAAAGUGCGAGAGUUAUAACCACUAAAUAAGCAUUUAACCAUCAGUACACAAAAACGUUUCCUAAACCUUGGUUCUUGAAUCUGUUUCAGAAUAAAUGGGUUAAGAUAUCAUCAAAGAAGAUUUAAAACCUCUCUGUAACUGUUUGUCAAAAGAUCCUACACAUUUUUUUGAUUAGUGUUUCAAGCUCUACACAACAGAGGCAUUAGGUGAAUGCAUUUAUAAAGGAGUUUUUAUGUGUAUUGACAAGUUAUUGCUGACUUCAGCAAAAUUUUUAGACUUCUCCAGAGUCCGUCAAAAAUAUACAAUCCUACACAUUUUUGUUAUACACAAUUAAGUCAAUGGGUAAACAAAACAAAAAAAUUGUAUAUUGAUGGGUCCUUGCUAAAGUCAUCAAAAUUUAUGUGACAGUUUACUUUUCUGUUAUUCCUCUGCCCAAGUGCUGCCUGGGGAAUCCAAAGUAACUGACCUGCAAAAUUUUUGUUGGCAAAGCUAAUUUAGAGGCACUUUUGGCAGACUUGUAUUUUUUUCUAUUCAUUGACAACUUUGACUUUAUUUCCCUUAGAGUGGCAAAGUCGAUAUUCCAAUGCCUGAAAUAACUUAAGAUACAGAUUCUAAAUAAGAUCAAAAUAGAAUAGAAUGGUUUUCCUUUGUGUACAACAAACAUUUUAAAGAAGUUUACUUGGCAUACUGAACUUUGCAUACAUAUGGACAACAUUUAUAAGAAGGUUGUCCUUGAAUAAGUGUAGCUCAACUUUCAGGUUGGCAAUGUGACAUAAAUAUUACAGGGCUGUAAGAGGGUUUUUCCAUGGGCCUCAUUGACAGUAUAUUUACAUGAAUGCAAGUUCUUAUAGUAAUGGUACAUAAAUAAAAACAAUGGCUUUGUUUAAAUAUGUCAGAACCUUGAAUUAUGUUACACCCAAAGGCUCAUUGAGACCUUGUAACGUGAAGAAAUGGUUUUCAACAGGCACAGAAGGUGAAAAGCACAUAGAAAGUAUCUUGAGAGAGAAUUUGAAAGUACAUGAAGUAGAUGUUAGAGACAUAUCAGGUGGAUGUGGUUCAAUGUAUGAGGUAUUCGUGAGCUCUGUUGACUUUAAAGGAAAGAGAAUUCUUCAACAGCACAAACUUGUUAACGAGAUUUUAAAGGACGAAGUCAAGCAAAUGCAUGGCUUACGAAUUCAAACAGAAGUUCCAAAGGAAGGUACAUGACUAAAGUCCAGUCUUAGUCCAGCCAAGAAUAUAAAUUCCACAACAAACACAAUAUGUGGAAAUAAAAAUGGCGGGGAUACGAAUCGUUCUCUGACUGAAUAUAGUGGCUUACCUAAAGAACUUGGUUAUUUGGACAGUGAAAGAGGAACUAUACGCUUAGUUUGAAGUGGCGUUAGACAAUUUGUUCUAGAGAAUGUAAUUUCGUGGUCGCGAUUUUUUAUUUUGAUACAUCGAGCUCAGGAUUCUAUAACAACCCAUUAGUUUACUGA